UGGAGACAGCGGUUUAAAGCAGAUCAAGUCAGUCCUGUCAGAACAAAUUGGUUUAUUUUUUUCAAGCGGGGCAAAACUGCGCUGUCCGUCAAGAAAAAUGAAAAAAUCAAAUAUACCGGCAAUUUGGGGGAAAUCCCGUCUUUGUCCUUUGGAGCAGCUCUCGGUGGUUAUGGAAAAUCUUGUGGAACCGCUUCUGUCUAAUCCAAGGAACCUUCAGGAUGUUCCUCAUGUUGUUUCUCAGGACAUCAUGCGACAUGUCCACGAUUUUAAAAACGAAGUGUUUGUCAUGGCUGCAAAAGUCAAAGGCAAAACUUACCUUCCUUUGCCUCAAGGAUUGGAGCAGCUUGAGCAAGUUGAUAAGAGUUUGCCUCGUGUGGAUAGAAGCCUUAUUUAUUCUAUGGAGACGGUUGUUAUUGCCUGGACUAAUCUGGUCUAUAAGGUCCUGAAGAAGGACUCGUCAGACCUGUUACUUGAGGGCAAAAACCCAACUCCACAUGCAGAGCUGAGCUUUUGGAAGAACAGGUUUGCGGAUCUUCAGGGUAUACACAGCCAGCUCCAGGCACCUAAAUUGGUCACAUUGGCUGAGCAUUUGGAUGCGAUAGACAGCAGUUAUUAUCCUGCUUUUGCAAAAAUGCUCCGUGAUGUUGCAGAAGCUCUAAAUGAGGCGAAAGAUAUCAAUGUCUACCUCAAGCCAAUGGAGAGACGUUUAGAAGAUCUGGAGAAUGCAGACUUCAGUGAGGUGAAGGGAAAGAUUCUUGCUCUCAUGCACACAGUGUGUCUGAUUUGGGCAAACUCCAAAUACUACAACAAACCAGCCCGAGUCAUAGUGCUUUUACAGAUGAUCUGCAACCUCCUCAUCCAGCAGGCCCGGGGUUUUCUGAACCCAGAUGACAUCCUGAAAGGUGAAGUGCAGGAGAGCCUUCUGCGAGUGCAGACUGCUGUAGAUGUGCUGACACAUUUUAGGAGCACAUACGAGGACAGAAGGACCAACCUGAGUCAGUACCAGAGGACUGAGUACCCGAUUAAGCCAUGGGAUUUCUCCCCCCUCAUGGUAUUUGUUGGGCUGGAUCACUUCAUAAAGAGGCUGAGAACAAUCGAAACUCUCCUGCUGACUUUAGUCGAUAUGAUGAAGCUAGAGAAGGUCCUGUUUGGAGGGAUUCAAGGAAAAUCUCUCAGCCAGAGAGUCCAGCACUUACAUAAAAUCUUCUUGGAGGACUACAGAACUUUCUCAGAGAAGCCGUAUGACUGCCUUGAUGUUAGUAAUUUGGAGUUUGAAGCAGAUUUAAUUAAGUUCCAGCUCAUGGUGGACAAUAUUGACCGGCAGUUGGGUGCAAUCUGUGGUCAUGCUUUUGAUGACGCUUCUGGAUUGGAGCACGCAUUCAAGGUUUUGGAUAUGUUUGGCAGACUGUUGGAACGACCCCUGAUAGCAGCUGAUGCUCAGACUAGAUAUCCAAGGCUGAUCAAAAUGUUUGACGAGGAUUUGGAAUGUUGCAAGAUGAUCUUCAAAAAGCAGAUGCAGAAAGAGGAAUCCCAGGGUUACUCCCCUGUCUACAAGAACAUGCCUUUGGUUGCUGGAGGCUUGAGAUUUGUCCAGGACUUGCAGGAACGCAUACAGAUCCCUUACAAUAACUUCAGAUUCAUCAACCACCCAUGUAUGGAGUCUGUGGAUGGAAAGGAGGUGAUCCAAAAAUAUGAUGAGCUGAUGGAGCAAUUCAAACGAUACUCCUCUAAACUGUAUGACUUCUGGACUAGCUCUGUGGCUGAGAAGUCACAGUUUAAUCUCCAAAAGCCGCUGAUAACUCGAGAGUGCGGCACAAAACUCAUCUAUGUCAACUUCAGCCCACAGCUGGCAUCAGUGCUGCGGGAGGUGAAGUACCUGGAGGCCAGCCAGGCUGAAGUCAUACCAGAUAUAGCUGCUGACAUUUAUUCCAAAAGGGAUAUGCUUUGGCAGUAUGUGACAAGUCUGGAGCUCAUAACCAACUGGUACAACAAAGUAAUGAGCACUGUGUUAGAGGUAGAGAUGCCACUGAUCCAGAACCAGCUGACAGAUAUUGAUGCCAAGCUCAAAGAAGCUGAGGAGAACCUCUGCUGGACAAGCCAAGAAAUUUGGAAAUACAUCCAGGACGUACGUGAGAUGGUACAUGACUUGGAGCAACGCCUACAGAGGACUAAGGACAAUGUUGAGGAGAUCCAGACUAUCAUGAAGAGCUGGACUACCCCAGUCUUUGAAAGGAAGGAGGGGAAGAAAGAUACUCUCUUAAACCUGGAUGAUAAGACAGAGCGUCUGGAGAAAACUUACAGCCAUAUCCGUGCCUCAGGAGCCAAGAUCCAUCUGUUACUGAAAGACAAUUUGUCACUUUUUAAAGCAGACCCGUCAUCUGCACAGUGGAGGAUUUAUGUGGAAUACGUUGAUGAAAUGCUCAUCGAUGGUUUCUUUGAUGCUAUUGAGAGCUCCCUCAAGUUCUUCAUAGAAAACACAGACCAGAAGGCUGGUUUAGACCCACUCUUCGAGGUCCGGCUAUGUCUGCAGGCUCCUGAGAUUGUAUUUCGUCCGUCUUUGGAGUUUGGUGCUUCAGGUGGCUUCUAUGAUCUGGUGGAGAGUCUCAUCAAUGAUGUCUUUAGGGUCUCCACUCUUAUGCCACGAUUAUCUGAGCACAUUGGUUUCCCACACUAUCAGGCUGAUAUGGAGGACAUGGCAGAUUUGAUGGAAAUGAGGCGUCUGCUGAUGAAUCGUGUGAAGAAAAUCAUGGAAAAGUGCCUUGAGUACCGUGACACCCUCGAACACUACGCCUACCUCUACGUGGAUGACAGAACAGAGUUUAUGCGGCAGUUCUUGCUUUAUGGUCACAUCCUCACGAGUGAAGAGAUUGAGGCCCACGCAGAACAUGAGGUCCCAGAAAACCCUCCGACUCUGGAACUUUUCCGUGAACAGGUGGACUCGUAUGAGCGAUUGUAUGAGGAAGUGCUGAAAUUGGAUCCCAUCCAUGUGUUUGAGGGAUGGAUGAGGGUUGAUGCACAUGCCUUUAAAUGUGCCCUGCUCAAUGUCAUCAAAAAGUGGAGCUCAAUGUUCAAAAAGCAUCUUAUUGAUCAUGUAACGAACAGUCUAUCUGACCUGGAAGAGUUCAUCAGAGUGACUGAGACUGGUUUUGGUAAGAAAGUGGAGGAGGGAGACUAUAACGGUCUGAAGGAGAUCAUGGGUUACCUGAUGGCGGUAAAAGAACGGCAGAGCAUUACAGAUGAGAUGUUUAAGCCUCUGCAGCACACCAUUGAUCUGCUGAAGACUUAUGAACAGGAACUCCCAGAUAUAGUUUACAAGCAGCUAGAGAUGCUGCCAGAGAAGUGGAACAACAUGAAAAAGCAGGCUGUGGUGGUGAAGCAGCAUGUUGCCCCACUGCAGGCUAGCGAGGUGGCUAACUUGCGCAGGAAAUGUGCCACGUUCGAUGUGGAGCAGUAUACCUUCAGGGAGCAGUUUCGCAAGAAUGACUUCUUCAGUUUUGACUGUGUGAAUCCGCAUGAGAUGCUGGACACAGCACACAAACAAAUUCAGGAGAUGGAAACUAUGAUGGCUGGGCUUAUUGAGAUGGCUAAUCUCUUUGAAGUCAACAUAUCAGACUAUAAACAGCUGAAACAGUGCCAAAAAGAGCUGCCCAUUCUCAAGGAAUUGUGGGAUCUGGUCUUGGUGGUCCAGUCUUGUUUGGAAGCAUGGCAGAAGACGCCCUGGAGACAGAUCAACGUGGAUGACAUGGAGAUGGAGUGCAAGCGUUUCUCCAAAGAGCUCCGUGCGCUGGACAAAGAGGCUCGCUCGUGGGACGCCUUCACUGGGCUUGACGGUACUGUAAAGAACACUCUGAUCUCGCUGAGAGCUGUCGCCGAGCUCCAGAACCCAGCCAUCCGACCGCGUCACUGGUUGCAGCUGAUGAACGCCACUGGCGUGCACUUCACCAUGGACCAAGACACCACGCUGGCAGACCUGCUUCGCCUCAACUUACACCACUUUGAGGAUGAUGUGAGGAGCAUCGUCGACCGGGCAGUGAAGGAGAUGGGCAUGGAGAAGGUGCUUGGUGAGCUGGACACGACCUGGACCAGUAUGACGUUCGACUUUGAGCCUCACCCACGUACAGAGAUUCCUCUGUUGAAGACCAAUGAAGAACUAAUUGAAACACUGGAAGACAACCAGGUGCAGCUGCAGAACCUCAUGACUUCGAAGUACAUCUCGUUCUUCUUGGAGGAGGUUUCGACGUGGCAGCAAAAGCUCUCGGUGACUGACUCUGUGAUCUCCAUCUGGUUUGAAGUGCAGAGGACUUGGUGUCACUUGGAGAGCAUCUUUAUCGGAUCGGAUGACAUUCGCUCUCAGCUACCAGAGGAUUCCAAACGCUUUGAAGGUAUCGAUACUGAUUUUAAAGAGUUGACACAUGAUGCCAGAAAAACACCGAACGUUGUGGAGGCCUCCAAUAAACCUGGGCUCUACAGCAAACUAGAGGACAUGCAGAGCAGAUUGUCUCUUUGUGAAAAAGCCCUGGCUGAGUAUCUGGACACCAAACGCUUGGCCUUUCCACGCUUCUACUUCAUCUCCUCAGCUGACCUGCUAGACAUCCUGUCCAGUGGCACUGACCCACACCAGGUUCAGAAGCAUCUGUCAAAGUUGUUUGACAACAUGGCAAAGUUGAAGUUUGAAACGGAUGGAGAUGGCAAUCAAACAAAGAUGGGGCUGGGCAUGUUCAGUAAGGAGGAGGAGUACGUUCCCUUCAGUCAGCCCUGUGACUGCACUGGGCAGGUGGAAGUGUGGCUGAACCGUGUUUUGGACACCAUGCGUGCCACUGUGCGUCAUGAGAUGACUGAGGCGGUCUCGGCCUAUGAAGAGAAGCCCAGGGAACAGUGGCUGUUCGACUACCCAGCCCAGGUCGCUCUUACCUGCACUCAGAUCUGGUGGACGACCGAUGUAGGUAUUGCUUUCUCCGGACUGGAGGAUGGAAAUGAGAAUGCAAUGAAGGAAUACUAUAAAAAGCAAGUGAAUCAGUUAAACACUCUCAUCACCAUGCUGAUUGGCCAGCUCACUCCUGGAGACCGGCAGAAAGUCAUGACCAUCUGUACCAUUGACGUCCAUGCGAGAGACGUGGUGGACAAAAUCAAUAAGCAAAAGGUGGAGAACUCUCAGGCCUUUCUUUGGCUGUCCCAACUCCGGCAUCGCUGGGGCGAGAGAGAGAAGCACUGCUUCGCAAACAUUUGCGAUGCCCAGUUCCUCUAUUCAUAUGAGUAUCUGGGCAACACUCCACGAUUAGUAAUCACACCACUCACAGACAGAUGUUACAUCACACUGACCCAGUCGCUGCAUCUGGUCAUGAGCGGAGCCCCGGCUGGUCCUGCCGGCACAGGCAAAACCGAGACCACUAAGGACCUGGGCCGAGCCCUGGGCAUCAUGGUCUACGUAUUCAACUGCUCGGAGCAGAUGGACUACAAGUCAUGUGGCAACAUCUAUAAAGGCCUGGCGCAAACUGGAGCCUGGGGCUGCUUCGAUGAGUUCAACAGGAUCUCGGUGGAGGUGCUGUCUGUGGUGGCAGUGCAGGUCAAAAGUAUUCAAGAUGCCAUUCGAGACAAGAAGAAGAGGUUUAACUUCAUGGGUGAGGAUGUAAACCUGGUCCCUUCGGUGGGCAUCUUCAUCACUAUGAACCCCGGCUAUGCCGGCAGGACUGAGCUGCCAGAAAAUCUCAAGGCUCUCUUCAGGCCAUGUGCGAUGGUGGUGCCAGACUUUGAGCUCAUCUGUGAGAUCAUGUUGGUGGCUGAGGGUUUCAUCGAGGCUCGACUUUUGGCCAGAAAAUUCAUCACUCUCUAUCAGCUCUGCAAGGAGUUGCUCUCCAAACAGGAUCACUAUGACUGGGGUCUGCGGGCCAUUAAGUCAGUGCUAGUAGUGGCCGGUUCCCUGAAGAGAGGAGAUCCACAUAGACCGGAGGACCAGGUGCUGAUGAGAGCCCUGAGAGACUUCAAUGUCCCAAAGAUCGUGACCGAUGACAUGCCUGUCUUCAUGGGCCUCAUCGGGGACCUUUUCCCUGCUCUUGAUGUGCCACGCAAAAGGGACAUGGACUUUGAGAAAUUUGUCAAGCAGUCUGUGUUGGAUCUCAAACUGCAGGCCGAGGAUAACUUUGUGCUCAAGGUGGUUCAGCUGGAGGAGCUGCUGGCUGUCCGUCACUCCGUGUUUGUGGUGGGAAACGCCGGCACCGGCAAGUCCCAGAUCCUUAAAUCCCUCCACAGGACAUAUCAGAUCAUGAAGCACAGGGUCGUCUGGGCCGAUCUUAACCCUAAAGCAGUCACCAACGACGAGCUGUUCGGUAUUAUCAAUCCAGCCACGCGCGAGUGGAAAGACGGACUGUUUUCUAAUAUCAUGCGUGAGCUGGCCAACAUCAAUCACGCUGGGCCCAAGUGGAUUGUCCUGGAUGGCGAUAUCGAUCCAAUGUGGAUUGAGUCACUGAACACAGUAAUGGAUGAUAACAAGGUGCUGACUCUGGCCAGUAAUGAGCGGAUUCCUCUGAACCCGACCAUGAGGCUGGUGUUUGAGAUCAGCCACCUCCGCACGGCCACUCCAGCGACGGUCUCCAGAGCCGGCAUUCUGUACAUCAACCCUGCUGACUUGGGCUGGAAUCCACCUGUGUCAAGCUGGAUUGACCAGAGAGAAGUCCAGUCGGAGAAGGCCAAUCUGACCAUUCUGUUUGACAAGUACCUCCCAUCAUGCCUCGAUACUCUCAGGUCAAGAUUUAAGAAGAUCAUCCCUGUUCCUGAGCAGAGUUUGGUGCAAAUGCUGUGCUACCUCCUGGAGUGUCUCCUCGUCCCAGAAAACACUCCUCCAGACAGCCAUAAGGAUCUCUACGAGCUCUACUUCGUCUUCGCCGCUGUCUGGGCCUUCGGAGGGACCAUGUUCCAGGACCAGCUCGUGGAUUACAGGGUGGAAUUCAGUAAGUGGUGGGUGACAGAGUUCAAAAGCGUGAAGUUUCCGGCUCAAGGCACCGUAUUCGAUUACUACAUUGAUCCCGAGAGCAAAAAAUUUGAGCCAUGGUCAAAAAUGGUUCCGAAUUUUGAGAUGGAUCCUGACAUACCUCUGCAGGCCUGCCUAGUCCACACUACAGAGACCAUCCGCGUGCGCUACUUCAUGGACAGACUGCUGGAGAGGCGGCGGCCCGUCAUGCUGGUGGGCAACGCUGGCACCGGAAAAUCUGUUCUGGUGGGAAACAAGCUCGGCUCCUUGGACCCAGACAAAUAUGCCAUCAAAAACGUCCCCUUCAACUACUAUACCACAUCAGCCAUGUUACAGGCUGUUUUAGAGAAGCCCUUAGAGAAGAAGGCAGGCAGGAACUACGGGCCACCCGGCAGCAAGCGGCUAAUUUACUUCAUCGAUGACAUGAACAUGCCAGAGGUGGACGAGUACGGCACGGUCCAGCCUCACACCCUGAUCCGUCAGCACAUGGACUACAACCACUGGUACGACAGGAGCAAGCUGCAGCUGAAGGAGAUCCACAACGUGCAGUAUGUGUCCUGCAUGAAUCCCACCUCCGGCAGCUUCACCAUCAACCCCCGCCUACAGAGGCAUUUCUCGGUGUUUGCGCUCUCCUUCCCUGGAGUGGACGCACUGAACACCAUCUACUGCAGCAUCUUAAACCAGCACCUGCGCAGCGAGGGAUUCGCAGCGGUUCUGCAGAAGAGCAGCUCACAGCUGGUCAAGCUGGCACUCGAUUUCCAUCACCGCAUCACCACCACCUUCCUUCCCACCGCCAUCAAGUUCCACUACAUCUUCAAUCUCCGUGAUCUCUCCAACAUAUUCCAGGGCAUCCUCUUCUGCACCAGUGAGUGUGUGCGGAGUCCUCAGGACAUGCUUAAGAUUUACCUUCACGAGUCCAACCGAGUUUACCGCGACAAGAUGGUAGAGGACAAAGAUUUUGCCCUCUUUGACAAGCUACAGUCAGACACAGUGAAAAAGUUAUAUGAGGAUAUGGAAGAGACCCUGGAGGAGGCCAAGGCAAUGAAUAUGUACUGCCACUUCGCCACAGGCAUUGGCGAACCCAAAUACAUGCCAGUGCAAUCCUGGGGGAGCCUGAACAAAAUCUUGCUGGAAGCACUUGAAAGUUACAAUGAAGUUAAUCCGGCUCUGAACCUUGUUCUUUUUGAGGAUGCCAUGUCUCAUAUCUGCCGUAUCAAUCGGAUCUUGGAGUCUCCGCGGGGAAACGCUCUGCUGGUGGGAGUGGGAGGCAGCGGGAAGCAGAGCCUGACGAGGCUGGCGGCAUUCAUUAGCUCCCUGGAGGUCUUUCAAAUCACGCUGAAGAAAGGAUACGGCAUCCCUGAUCUAAAGAGCGAUUUGGGCGCGUUGUACAUUAAAGCUGGCGUGAAGAAUAUUGGCACGGUGCUCCUCAUGACAGAUGCCCAGGUCGCAGAUGAGAAGUUCCUAGUGUUGGUGAAUGACCUUUUAGCAUCUGGUGAAAUCCCUGACCUGUUCCCUGACGACGAGGUGGAGAACAUCAUUGCUUCUUUAAGGAAUGAAGUGCGUGGCCAGGGUCUGUUGGACACCAGGGAAAACUGUUGGAAGUUCUUCAUCGACCGCGUCCGUAGGCAACUCAAAGUGGCGCUCUGUUUUUCUCCAGUGGGCAGUAAGCUCAGGGUGCGCAGCAGAAAGUUUCCCGCGGUGGUGAACUGCACUGCCAUCGACUGGUUCCACGAGUGGCCACAGGAGGCGCUGGAGUCAGUCAGUCUGCGCUUCCUACAGGACGUGGAGAACAUUCAGCCUGAGGUGAAGGACUCUGUGAGUAAGUUCAUGGCUUACGUACAUGUGAGCGUCAACAAGACCUCGAAAGACUACCUGACCAAUGAGCGGCGGUAUAACUACACCACGCCCAAGUCCUUCCUGGAGCAGAUUAAGCUUUACGGGAACCUGCUGGCGCUCAAGAGGAAUGAUCUCACAUCGAAGAUGGAGCGGCUGGAAAAUGGCCUGGAGAAGCUCAAUAGCACCACAGCUCAGGUGGACGACCUGAAGGCCAAGCUUGCAGCACAGGAAGUGGAGCUGAAACUGAAGAAUGAGAAUGCAGACAAACUGAUCCAGGUUGUGGGAGUGGAGGCGGAGAAGGUGGCACGGGAGAAGACGGUGGCUGAUGAAGAGGAGCGGAAAGUGGCAUGCAUCGCAGAGGAAGUGACGCGCAAACAGCGAGACUGUGAGGAGGACCUGGCUAAAGCCGAACCUGCACUCAUAGCAGCUCAAGAGGCUCUGAACACUCUCAACAAGAACAAUCUGACCGAGCUCAAGUCUUUCGGUUCUCCUGUAGCCGCUGUAACCAACGUCACAGCCGCUGUCAUGGUCCUUGCAGCUCCUGGCGGCCGCGUUCCCAAAGACCGCAGCUGGAAGGCCGCAAAAGUGAUGAUGGCUAAGGUUGACAACUUCCUUGAUUCCUUGAUCAAUUUCAAAAAGGAAAACAUUCAUGAGAACUGUCUCAAAGCCAUCCAGCCGUACCUGCAGGAUCCAGACUUCAAGCCUGAACUGGUAGCAGCCAAAUCUAAUGCUGCGGCGGGCCUCUGCUCCUGGGUCAUCAACAUCGUGAAGUUUUAUGAGGUCUACUGUGAGGUCGAGCCCAAGAGACAAGCCCUGAACAAAGCCAAUGCAGAGCUCGCUGCUGCACAGGAGAAGCUCUCUGUCAUCAAGGCAAAAAUCAACCAACUUAAUGAGAACUUGGCGAAGCUGACAGCAAAGUUUGAGAAAGCCACAGAAGACAAGCUGAGGUGCCAGCAGGAGGCCGAGACCACGGCGCGCACAAUCGCUCUAGCCAACCGACUGGUUGGCGGUCUGGCAUCUGAGAACGUGCGCUGGGCAGAGGCGGUGAAGAACUUCAAGCAUCAGGAGGAGACUCUGUGUGGAGACGUGCUCCUGAUCACUGCCUUUGUCUCUUAUCUGGGAUAUUUCACCAAACGCUACCGCCUGGAACUGAUGGACAAUGCCUGGAGGCCCUACCUCAGCCAGCUCAAGGUGCCCAUCCCGGUCACUCCAGGUUUGGACCCGCUGACCAUGCUGACGGAUGACGCUGACAUUGCAACCUGGCAGAAUGAAGGGUUGCCGGCAGACAGAAUGUCCACUGAGAAUGCCACCAUCCUCACCAAUUGCGAGCGAUGGCCUCUCAUGGUGGAUCCACAGCUGCAGGGAAUCAAAUGGAUCAAAAACAGAUACGGAGAUGACCUGCGUAUCAUCAGGAUCGGGCAAAGAGGGUAUCUGGACUCCAUUGAGAGGGCAUUAUCUGUAGGUGAAGUCGUCCUCAUUGAGAAUUUAGAAGAGACAGUCGAUCCGGUACUCGGUCCACUGCUCGGUCGUGAAACUAUAAAGAAAGGAUGCUACAUAAAGAUUGGUGACAAGGAGUGCGAGUACAACCCCAGUUUCCGUCUGAUCCUUCACACCAAGCUGGCAAACCCUCACUACCAGCCCGAGCUUCAGGCUCAGUGUACGCUGGUCAACUUCACUGUGACGCGGGAUGGCCUGGAGGACCAGCUGCUGGCUUCUGUGGUCAGCAUGGAGAGACCCGACCUGGAGGAACUCAAGUCAAACCUUACAAAGCAACAGAACGGCUUCAAAAUCACAUUAAAAACUCUGGAGGACAACCUGCUCUCACGCCUCUCCUCAGCAUCCGGAAACUUCCUCGGAGACAUUGAACUGGUGGAGAACUUGGAGAUUACCAAACGAACAGCGGCAGAGAUUGAAGACAAGGUGAAGGAGGCCAAGGUGACGGAGGCUGAGAUCAAUGACGCAAGAGAACACUACCGUCCGGCGGCGGCCCGAGCCUCGCUCUUGUACUUCAUCAUGAAUGACCUCAAUAAAAUACAUCCCAUGUACCAGUUCUCUCUCAAGGCCUUCAGCGUUGUGUUUCAAAAGGCUGUACUGAAAGCCGAGCCAGAUGAGACCUUGAAGCAGCGGGUCGUAAAUCUGAUUGACAGCAUCACGUCCUCUGUGUUCCAGUACACCACCCGCGGGCUCUUCGAGUGUGACAAACUCACCUACACCGCCCAGCUGGCCUUCCAAGUCUUGCUCAUGAGUAAAGAGAUCAAUCCCAGAGAGCUGGACUUCCUGUUGCGGUACCCGGUGCAGCCAGGAGUGACGUCACCGGUGGACUUCCUGUCCGAUCACUCCUGGGGCGGGAUUAAAUCUCUCUCUGCCAUGGAGGAGUUUCAUAACCUUGACCGGGACAUUGAAGGCUCGGCUAAACGCUGGAAGAAGUUUGUAGAGUCCGAGUGUCCGGAGAAAGAGAAGUUCCCUCAAGAGUGGAAGAAUAAGACGUCAAUGCAGCGGCUGUGCAUGAUGAGAGCGUUGCGUCCUGACAGAAUGACCUACGCUGUCAGAGAUUUUGUGGAGGAGAAGCUGGGCAGUAAAUAUGUGAUGGGACGCUCAGUGGACUUCGCCGUGUCUUAUGAGGAGUCGGGAGCCGCCACACCCAUGUUCUUCAUCCUGUCUCCUGGAGUCAACCCACUGAAGGAUGUGGAGAAACACGGAAGAACACUGGGAUACACAUUCGACAACAAGAAUUUCCACAACGUCUCGCUGGGCCAGGGACAGGAAGUGGUGGCAGAACAGGCUCUGGAUAUUGCAGCGAGAGAGGGACACUGGGUGAUUUUACAGAAUAUCCAUUUGGUCUCUAAAUGGCUGGGAACUCUCGAGAAGAAGCUGGAGCAGCUUGCGGAGGGCAGCCACCAGAACUUCAGGGUCUUCAUCAGCGCAGAGCCAUCAUCCUCGCCCGAUAGCCACAUCAUUCCACAGGGCAUCCUGGAGAACUCCAUCAAAAUCACCAACGAGCCACCGACGGGAAUGCAUGCUAACCUGCACAAAGCCCUGGAUAACUUCAAUCAGGAUACUCUAGAGAUGUGUGCCCGCGAGAAUGAGUUCAAGAGCAUUCUGUUCGCCCUGUGCUACUUCCAUGCAGUGGUGGCGGAGCGGAGGAAGUUCGGCCCUCAGGGCUGGAACAGGAGCUACCCAUUCAACACAGGAGACCUGACCAUCUCUGUCAACGUGCUGUACAACUAUCUGGAGACCAACAGCAAGGUGCCCUAUGAUGAUUUGCGCUACCUCUUCGGGGAGAUCAUGUACGGCGGUCACAUCACUGAUGACUGGGACCGCAGGCUCUGCCGUACUUAUCUGGAAGAGUACAUCAAGCCAGAGAUGAUGGACGGAGAGCUGUACCUUGCGCACGGCUUCCGUCUGCCUGGAAACACAGACUACAAUGGUUAUCAUCAGUACAUUGAUGCUGCUCUUCCGGCUGAGUCUCCGUACCUGUACGGCCUUCACCCGAAUGCUGAGAUCGGCUUCCUAACGCAGACGUCAGAGAAGCUCUUCCGCACCGUGCUGGAGAUGCAGCCCAGAGACGGAGGCUCCGGAGAGGGAAUGGCCGGCUCGUGCGAUGAGAAGGUGAAAGCUGUGCUUGAUGAGAUUCUGGAGAAGCUUCCGGAAGAGUUCAAUAUGGCGGAGAUGAUGGGGAAGGUGGAGGAAAGAACGCCGUAUAUUGUUGUGGCGUUUCAGGAGUGUGAGCGCAUGAAUGUCCUGACACAAGAGAUCAAACGUUCUCUAAAAGAGCUCAAUCUGGGCCUGAAGGGUGAGCUCACGAUGACCACUGACAUGGAGAAUUUACAGAAUGCCAUCUACCUGGACCAAGUGCCCGACUCUUGGACCAAGCGCGCCUAUCCAUCCAUGUCUAGUCUGGCCAUCUGGUUCAUGGACCUCCUGAACCGGAUCAGAGAGCUGGAGACCUGGACCUCUGACUUCAGCCUGCCCUCCGUGGUUUGGCUAGCUGGCUUCUUCAACCCUCAGUCCUUCCUCACGGCAAUCAUGCAAUCCAAUGCCCGCCGUAACGAGUGGCCGCUGGACCGAAUGAGCCUGCAGUGUGAUGUGACCAAAAAGAGCCGCGAGGACUUCAGCGCUCCACCCAGAGAGGGCGCCUACAUCCACGGGCUGUUCAUGGAGGGUGCACGAUGGGACACACAGGCUGGAAUUAUAGUGGACGCCCGUCUGAAGGAGCUCAUGCCCAUGAUGCCAGUGAUUUUCAUAAAAGCAAUUCCUGUGGACAAACAGGACGCACGAAGUCUGUACCAGUGUCCCGUGUAUAAGACCAGACAGCGCGGACACACAUACAUCUGGACAUUCAACCUAAAGACGAAAGACAGUCCAUCCAAAUGGACCUUAGCUGGAGUUGCACUACUGCUUCAGAUAUAACCACUAGCUGCUGCUGAUUAUUUUUUAUUUAUAUAAUAUUAUUUUAGUUUUUAUAUAUAAGUAUUAAAUAGUAUUUUCUUCAUUUGUUGUGAAGAUGUUUCAUUAGUUUCAUUUAAAAAUUUCAUUAAAGUUUCAUUAAAAGCACUUUGACCAAA
Messenger RNA from Megalobrama amblycephala (Wuchang bream), 13365 nucleotides. RefSeq names its product dynein axonemal heavy chain 9-like. Gene Ontology annotation, biological process: microtubule-based movement. The record is from RefSeq and is a predicted model, not a curated record. Gene Ontology annotation, cellular component: dynein complex. NCBI's taxonomy places the organism in Eukaryota, Metazoa, Chordata, Actinopteri, Cypriniformes, Xenocyprididae. Gene Ontology annotation, molecular function: ATP binding; ATP hydrolysis activity; dynein light intermediate chain binding.